GCUCGGAGACGUCUCCCAGCAGCGAGGACAGGACAGCUGCAGGGCAGUCUGUCACAGAGGCAGACCUGAAGCGCCUGCCCGAGUUCAACCCUCCUUCCUUCAUGCCCUGUGGGAAUGUGGGCACCCCCCUGGGAGUGUUUCUGGAGCUGAUCCGAGCCUGUAGGCUUCCUCCCCCCGUCAUCAAGAAGCUGCAGCUGGAUUUUCCAAAGACUGGCUCGUCCCGGAGGUAUGGGAAUGUGCCUUUUGAGUACCAGGACACUGAGACAGUCCUCGAAGAAGAAAGAGUUUACACUGCUGCAGGGGAUGAGAUCACAGAGGGAGAGGAACCUGUGGCAACAUCUGGGGUGACUCACCCAGCAGGUCCUGAGGAGGAUGAGGAGGGGCAAGAGGAGGAAGAAGAGUCACACUCAGAUGAUGACAAUGACACAUGUGAGGAGUGGGAGCGACACGAAGCUCUGCACGAGGACGUGACCAAGCAGGAGCGUGUGGAGGAGAGACUCUUCGAGGAGGAGAUCGAGCUCAAGUGGGAGAAAGGAGGCUCUGGGCUGGUGUUCUACACAGAUGCUCAGUACUGGCGGGAGCAGGAUGGAGACUUUGAUGAGCAGACAGCAGACGACUGGGAUGUGGACAUGAGCAUCUACUAUGACAGAGAUGGAGGUGAUAAGGAUGCUCGAGACUCGGUUAAGAUGUGGCUGGAACAGCGACUCCGGGAUGGGCUGGAGGAUGGAUCUGUGUCAAGGCAGCAGAUUGGCACCUUUGAGAGACACACCAAGGGCUUUGGCAGGAAGGUGCUGGUGCAGCAGGGCUGGACAGAGGGGCUGGGGCUGGGGAGCAGCAACUCUGGGAUGGCUGAAGCUCUGGAUAAUGAGGGUCAGCACCCCAGAUGCAAGAGAGGACUGGGGUACCAUGGGGAGAAACUGCCAACUUUCAUCAAGGGCAAGAAGCCUCGGCGGGAUGGUCCCAUCCUUAUCUCCACCAUCUAUGAUGCCCCUGAACCCCAGGACAGCGGUGACCAGCUGCUCAGGAGACAGCCCCCCACUGCCAUGAAGUACAGGCAGGACAUGACCUUUGUCCGUGCCUCCCACCCUGCUCUGGGGAGCCUCAGUGCUCAGUCACACUGA
This is a messenger RNA of Acanthisitta chloris (rifleman), 1121 nucleotides long. It is a transcript of the gene GPATCH3, whose product is annotated as G patch domain containing 3. Gene Ontology annotation, molecular function: nucleic acid binding. The annotation marks the transcript as partial. The transcript is spliced from 6 exons. Gene Ontology annotation, biological process: negative regulation of RIG-I signaling pathway; negative regulation of type I interferon production; positive regulation of DNA-templated transcription. NCBI's taxonomy places the organism in Eukaryota, Metazoa, Chordata, Aves, Passeriformes, Acanthisittidae. The record is from RefSeq and is a predicted model, not a curated record.